AUGGUCCGACGGCAUGACGCAGUCCGACUGCUCACGCGGAUACUGACCUCCUGUCUGGGCCUGGCUUCCGUGACGCCGGCGUGCUCGGCCCCACUUUUUGGCAUCACUGCAUCGUCACUCUUAGGCGAGGGGCCCAGCUUCGCUCCUCCGGAUGAAGACCCUUUCUACAUCCCACCAGCCUCAAUCCGGAAGGACAAACCUGGCACCGUCUAUCGAUCACGCAAAGCAGCGAACCCAGGUUCGGGGCGAACAGGCACUCAGAUUCUAUUUCGUACCAAUGAUGCACAUCACAGUCCGACUACGACCGUCACGACGAUUCUACAGAACGAGAAGUCUUCUCCGCAGUAUCUUGUUGCUUAUAAUAUGUACCAAGACGCAGCAGCACCCCAAUGUGCACCCUCCUAUUGCUUUAACACAAACUCGGUGCAGCUGUUUUGCCCGGACGGAGGUGAGCACAGGCGGAGGAGGUCGGCGGCCCCUUUCGGGACCUGAUAUGACUUGUUUCAUUCUUUUCAUUCUUUUGCGUUCGAAGACGAGCAGUUAAAGACGUUCAUGAAGUACGACUGGACCGUGAUCGUCACCGAUUUCGAAGGCAACAACUCGGCGUUCUCGGUGGGACACCAGGCAGGGUACCAGAUUCUCGAUGGCUAUCGAGCCGCGAUCAACUUUCUGAGACUACCUAAAGACGUGAUUAUUGGUGGCUCGGGGUACUCGGGAGGGGCGAUCGGGACCGGCUGGUCCGCGGCUUUGCACGCUACCUACGCCCCUGAGCUCAAUAUCCGAGCUCUUGCCUUCGGGGGCACGCCAGCGAACGUCACUUCAACGAUGAUCAAGGUUAACGGUGGCAUGUGGGCUGUAAGUAACUCUCAGGCAUACCACCGGUGCGCUUGUAUUGACUGCCCCAUGGCACCAUGCCUUCGGUCGCUGCAGGGGCUCGCGGUCAGCGGAAUGGCCGGUCACAUUGCGGCAUAUCCAGAACUGCAACCACUUUAUAAACGAGUAGCCACCAAGAAGGGGGCAGCCGUCUUAUCGAAAGCCAAACAGCAUUGUGCGGUGUGGGAUCUUGUCCACUUUGCCUUUGUGGACCUCCUCUCCACCGACUUCCAAUCAUUAGGCCCCGAGCUCCUCUACCAACCCUUGGUCGCCAAAUACCUGCAACUGUCUGUCAUGGGUUCAAAUGCCACCGAAACACCAAAGCAACCAUCCGUGUUCAUGUAUCUGUUGUGGAUUUGGACUUGGAGUACCAAUGAAUGA
Microbotryum saponariae is the source of this 1254-nucleotide messenger RNA. The record is from the annotation of a GenBank genome assembly. NCBI's taxonomy places the organism in Eukaryota, Fungi, Basidiomycota, Microbotryomycetes, Microbotryales, Microbotryaceae.